This is a messenger RNA of Blepharisma stoltei, 1665 nucleotides long. Lineage: Eukaryota; Ciliophora; Heterotrichea; Heterotrichida; Blepharismidae. The record is from the annotation of a GenBank genome assembly.
AUGGCAUCAAUAUUAACAGGUGCAGGACAAGGCCUAGGGGCUUUUCAUGGAGCUCAAUACUUCCGAAGAAUCUCUGAAGCAGUCAACCCUAUGGGAAAUAACGAAGCUAUUCGCUCUGAAGGGGAAAAUUCAUUGCAGUCUGAGUACUUAUCAAGUGAAACUUCUCGAUCUUCUGCAUCUUCCAAUAGCGUUGAUACGAAUCCAGAUAUUGUAGUCGAUGUUAGCAAGAGAAGGCUACUUGAAAGAAAAAUUGAUAAGGUUGAUCGUGAUUCUAAAUUGCUGAAGGUUUAUGACUCACUUAUUGCAAUUAUUGCUAUUGCAGGACUAGUUGUCGCUAUGGUAGAAUACGAAGAAAAUUAUAGCAAUGACGACGUCACUACGAGCAACGGAGACUCGUUAAGACUUUUUGUGUCAGUUUCUACAGGAGUUUUAUUAAUUUUACUGAUUUUUCGAUCGAAAACUUCAUAUAGUAUUAUGAGAGAAAAGAAAAUCGGUUUAGAUGUAGAGGUACCUUCUUAUUUUAAAAGCAAGCAUUUUGGGUUUUUAUUAGUCGAACUUGUGGUCUGUGCUAUUCACUGGCCCCCAGGAAGUGACUAUUCUAUAGAAUUCCAACAGUUAAAUGGUGUUUUAAUACAAAGUAUGGACUCUAUAUGUGCUUGCUGAAUGCUAAUAAGGGUAUAUUUAGUUUUCAGGCUUUUUUACCACUAUUCUACAUGGUCAUCUAAAAAAUCCCAAGCAAUUUGUAGCGUUUAUGGAUGUGAUGCAAGUAUUUUGUUUUCCAUCAAAUCCUUAUUAAAGGAUCGGCCUUAUUUCUUAUUAGGUUUUAGCAUGAUUACAAAUCUUGUGGUUUUUGGGUUAGCUAUAAGGAUUUUUGAAAGACCUUAUACGAAAAAUAAUCCAAACCAAAGCCAAGAUUUUAAUUAUAUUUGGAAUGCCAUGUGGGUCAUUAUAAUCACUAUGACAACGGUCGGAUAUGGAGAUUUCUAUGCUAGGACACAUAUAGGAAGAUUUAUUUCAGUUUUAGCUUGCUUUUGGGGGAUUUUUAACAUUACUUUAAUGGUUGUAACUCUAUCCAAUUAUACCGCUUUUAAUAAAGGUGAAGAAAAAGUAUAUAAUUAUUUGGGAAGGACUACUGCUAUGGAAAAUGCAAAAAUCCACGCCGCAAAGUUUAUAAGAGCUGCUUACCAGCGAUAUCUUCUGAUAAAGCAUGGAGGAAAGCAGCAAAAAUAUUUACACGAGAGAAGAGAAAAAACUUAUGAGAUGAGAAUUCAUUAUGAAAAAUUUAAGGAACAAAAAAAGUAAAAUUCAUUUAGACUUGCAUUAUUUGCAGAGCAGUCAACUGAAGAAAUGUUAAGAGUUUUGAGUGAAGGACUUAAUAUCAAAUUCGAAACAAUUAAUUUUUUUAUUUAUAUAACAAUCAUUGAAUAAAUUUUAUUUAUUAAUCAUUAUUGUUUUAUUUACAACAAAAUUCACCCUAUAAACGCAUAAUAUUUAAUUCUAAACUCUAUUAAAAAGAAUAAGCAAGCUCACGAUUUAAAAGAUCAAAUACAUGAAAUAACUCGCUCUCAGAAGAAAUCGAAAGAAGCUUUAAAAACUGCAAUAAAAAGCAUGGAAAUUGUGGAGGAAGAAAUCGAUAAAUAUGCUUCUCUAAAAUAUAAACUGUAA